GUUGCCGGCGGGCUUAAAAGAAAGAGAAAAAAGGGACCAACAUUGCCCGUCCGUGAGCCUUCAUACCCACACGCUCCUGGCACGCGAGCCGCGUGUACGCCGUACUAGUCGUCCGCGUCUCCAUUCUUUAUGCGGACAUCAGAGAAGGUCCGAGGGCCAAAAGGGACGGCAGAUAAGUCAUCCGCACAGAAUCUUCCAUACACAUGCAUACAGGAUUGGCGUGUUCAACGAUGCAUCGAGCUCGCGAGCUUCGCGCCCAGGCGUGUGUCAGAACUCAGAAGUCUCGGGAGGGGAACGGGAGUUUAAAAUUUCAAAUAUUAUUAUAGCAAACGGUAACAAAAGAAAGCCGAAGGCGAGAGGAGAGAGAAUAUCUCAUGUUUUGGUUCCCUCCGUUUCCCCCAACCCCCUCGCCUUGCUUGCAACGCCGUCUCUCUCUCUCUCUUUCGUUUCGAAUCGCUUCUUGACAUGUUAAAAAAAAAAAUAAAAGGAAAAAUCCGAUCGCCGGAGCUCGAAGGUAUGUAGGGUUUCCAGGGACAGAUCUCGUCGCUGUCUUUCGUUUCUCAGCUGAGGCACUCGUUUUCUGUUGAGCGAUUCCGCGGGGAUCUUUGUUUCGGGUUCUCUGGUAGUGUUCCGGUUCGUAGUCGUAGACGGGAGCAAUGUAUCGAAGUAGCAGAUCGCGAGGCAGGGAGAAGCCCCACCGGCCCGGCGGCGGGGCGAUCGGCGCUUCCGAUCUCAAACCGGUCUCUGCUGACCGUGAAGGGAAUGCUCAAUUGAAAAAACGAUCAAGUGCCUCGAAGUCAGCAUUGGAUUCUUCUUGUCGCAGUGGCUCUUCAAUAGAAGAAACUUCUGUUGCCCUUGAGUUUCGGCGAAGCUCAUCUAAGAAAGCCAAUGGGACACCUAUGAGAAUGCUAAUUGAUGAAGAGGUGUCAAAAGAGAUGGAAACUAGACGUUCCUCACCAAGUGUAAUUGCAAGAUUGAUGGGCCUUGAUACACUGCCUCCUCUGGUGGUCCACAAAAAACAGAAGAAUAUGGGCAGUGGUUUCCAAACACCAUCAUCUGUAGGGUUUCAAGAUAAGUAUGCAUCCUCUGAGGAUCAUUCACAUAGGAGUAACACUGAUGAGCACCUAGAAUUCAAAGAUGUUUUUGAGGUCAUGGAGACAUCAAAGGUUAAGAAUCAGAAGAACAAGCCAGUUCUAAAGGGGAUGCUAAGCUCUAAGCAAAAGGAGGCUGACAUGGACUUGAUAAGGCAGAAAUUCAUGGAAGCAAAGCGUCUCACAACUGAUGAAGUGCUUCAGAAAUCUAAUGAACUAGAUGAUGCAUUGGAAGUCCUAGAUUCCAAUAAGGAUCUUUUUCUGGAAUUUCUUCAAGCACCUGAUUCUUUAUUUACAAUGCAUCUCCAUGAUCUGAAGUGCGCACCACCCUCUUCUCAUGCAAGCCACAUCACGAUUUUAAAAUCAUUGAAAGGUACUACGUAUGAAAGCAGUGAAGUAUACUCUAAAUCAGAGAGAAAUACUGAGAAGUUCACUCAUAUGCAAAAAGAAGCUAACAGUUCUUUGAGGAAACCUGCGACUAGCCUUCGAAGUCACUCCUUCAAAGAUCACAAUGAUUCACUUCCAAAAAAGUUGUCAAAGUCACAUUACGCGGGCAAAGCUGAAGCUCGUGUUCAUCCCACUAGGAUUGUUGUUUUGAAACCAAGCCUUCACAAGAUCCAGAGAAUGGCAGAAGUUGCACCAACCGAAGAGAAUUUUCAGCUAGGCAACAGAAGGUGCAGAGAAUUUCCGUUGUCUGGAAUUCAGAAGUCAUAUAGGAAAGGAAGAUAUCAGCAGAGAUUGUCUGAUAAUGUGGAAAUUUUGGGGCAUAAUGUGAAAGGCUCAAGAGAAAUUGCUCGAGAAAUUGCAAAACAUAUGAAGCGCACUGUAAGUUGCAGUAAUAGAAAAGUGUUCACAUCAGGAAUGAACAUGUAUAACAGGAGUCAAAGUUCAUGUAUUUUGUCAGGCAUGUCCAAGACCAACACCUCUGAGACAUUUCACUGCUCUUGCAGCCACUAUGAUGACUGCAGUAACAUUUUCAGCCCCUCAUCAUUGUAUGCAACUGAAUCAUCAGUGAGCAGGGAGGCUAGAAAACACCUAUCUCAAAGAUGGAAAACGACCCACCAGUUUCAGGAAGCAGGACUUUUUGCUAGAGGCUCAAGCACAUUAGGUGAAAUGCUUGCUUUAUCUGAAAGAGAGGACACUCUGGAUUCAUUAGUUAUUCAGAAAGUUCCAGCUGAAAAGUUGGCUAGAGAUGAGAUACUUGGGACAAGGAGUUGUCCAUUGGGUAUUAGCAGUAAAGAUGGCUGGAAGGAUGGGAAGUCUAGAAACUUGCCAAGAUCCAAGUCUCUUCCAGCUUCAUCCACUGUCUAUGGAAGUCCAAAAAUAAGCAACAGAAAGCGAGUUGGUGGAAACAAUAAUUGUUAUAUGCUCAAGGAUGUACUCAAUAUGGGGCCUGAAGAUUCUUCAGAUGGUAACUUUUGCAGGCAAAGAAGAUCAUUGAUCAGGAGCUCUAAGAAUCACAGUAACAAGCCUCAGUUGCCUGAUUCUAGUGGAGAUGAAAAUAUGCUGCCUGAACAAGACAUUCAUGUGAAUUCAGAACAAUUGAGGAAUAGUAUUCAUGGAACACAUCUUGAUGAAGAGAAGCUUGUACAGCCUGCACACUCUGAUGAUGCAGUUUCUGACAGAAAAUAUCUGAUUGAGAGUUCCAUGCUUCCUGAUUGUAGAGAUGUAAUGCAGCUUUCCAUAAGUCAAGAAGAGCAGGUGCAGCAGCAAAUGAUAUCCACCAUGCUAGCAAAUAAUGAAGUACUUUCUGCUCAUAAUCAGGAUGUUAUAGUCAUAGAGGAAACAUCAACCGAACAUCCUCAAGUAGAUUCCCUCACCUCUCAAUACAGUGCAAUGGAAUCAGGGUCGCCUGUAAGCUCUAAGGAGUGCGAACAGCCAAGUCCAAUUUCUGUUCUAGAGCCUCCAUCUGAAGAAGAAACUUCUAGUUCAGGAUGCUUUGAGAGAAUCAGUGCAGAACUUCAAGAGCUUCGAUUGCAACUUCAACUUCUUAAGCUGGAGUCAGCAGACACCUAUGCAGAGGAACCAGAGGUUCUUGUAUUGAGCGAUGAGGAUACUGGUGCAUGCUGUCACUCACCAGUACUAAAAGGAUUGGUACUUCGAGCAUUUAGGGACAAUGAUGACAGGGACUUCUCAUAUUUACUUGACAUACUUAUUGAAUCUGGUGUUCAGGGAGUUAAUGAGGAUAGAAUCUUUGAUGCAUUCUACUCACCAGAUUCUCCAGUAGGCCCAGAUGUGUUUGACAAGCUGGAAAAGAAGUACAGUGUACUGGUUUUGUGGUCAAGAUCAGAAAGGAAGCUGUUGUUUGAUCUUAUAAAUAUCAUUCUAGUGGAUCUGGUUGCCCCGUGCUUGGAUCUGCACCCAUGGCUGGUCUCAAAGAGGUGUCAGGCCCUGUGGAACCAUGAGGAUCUUGCUGAAGGAGUGUGGCAGAUGGUGGUCAGACAACGGAAAGAGCUGGUCGGCAAUCAGGAGGAGGUGGUCCUGGAGCAGAGGUGGUUGGGUACGGAAGAAGAUGUUGAUAUGAUUGGAAGAGAGAUAGAGAAGAUGUUAAAUGAAGACCUCCUGGAGGAACUGGUUGCUGAUUUCAUCUUUGGGUAGAUCUGCUAUACCUCUGUUGGUACAAGUUGUAGUAGAUGGCAAAGGCAUGGCAUCACUAACUUGGUCACCACCCAUAUAAAGAUCGAAAUGGCUUGGCAGACCUUGAAGAUUGGAACCGAGACUGGGAUCAGCAUGCACCUAUUUCAGAUGUCCUCCAUGAUAUAGAAUUUGUUAGGGCUGUCACAACUCUGUGGCAUAUCCAUCAGUCCAUCUGGUGACUCCAAACUCUACCCAUUGUCCAGGACCACUCUAUCUGCUUGGAAGGCUGGUAUAAAUCAUUAGUCACUGAUCAUCAAGUGCUGUUUAGCCAGCUAUUGUAAUAGACAACUAAAUGAUGAGGUAUCAUCUGCCAUCCAAUCAAGUUGCCUUUGAGCUGAUGUCUAUAUUUGAUUCAUAUUAUAUUGGAGUCCAACUUCUGGUACAAAGUAUUUAUAACAUGAUUAAAUCUUAGAUUACAGU
This is a messenger RNA of Elaeis guineensis (African oil palm), 4148 nucleotides long. RefSeq lists its product as uncharacterized. Lineage: Eukaryota; Viridiplantae; Streptophyta; Magnoliopsida; Arecales; Arecaceae. The record is from RefSeq and is a predicted model, not a curated record.